UUAACGAAAUGGAAAAAGAUCUGACUGUAGAAUCGAAGGAAGUCCCUGAAGUACUUGAAAAACCCCUUGGGGAGCCUCUUAAUUUGGUCGUAAAUAAUUCCGAAACAAAUACCAACAUAUACGAGCCCGAGCAGAAGCAUCUUGUUGAAACUACCUCAGACGUGAUUUCUGAUGCGCAACCAAGCACCUCGCUCGAAGAACCUCAGCCUAAUCAAUUAUCACAAGAGCAUACUAAUCCGGUAUAUGUGGAAUCUCCUAAAUCGCACGAAAAUUCCGAGACAGUUGAAUCUCAGAAACAGAUCAAUAUCCCGGAACAACUUGAACAAGAUAAGUCAAGUAUUCCGAAGAAUGAGAUCGUAAGAGUACCUGAAUCCAUAGAAAUUCCACAACCACCGCCCUCAAAUCAGCCAGACAUUGAGUCAACUCCUGAAGUUGGAAAGAAUGACGAAAAUCCAGUGGAUAAUUCCAUGGUAACCGACGCUCCUUCACAAUCGCCAAUCGCGGCAAAUCCCGGUUCUCAAGUAGAAUUUAAUACCGCUAUGGCAAAGGUGAAAGAGAUUGCCGCUAAAUUAGGAGUUAAACCAACAGUUGAAUCCACGAGUCCUCAAAACCAUAAUAACAGUACUGCAACUCAACAGGGAGUUAAACGUUCUCAUGAUGACAGUUAUAGUUCUCAUGGUUCUAGAGACAGUCGUGACGAAUAUCGGGAUGAAUAUCGAAGGGAUUCUUACAAUAGACGGGAACGAGGAAAUCGGUAUGAUGAUUAUGGAAGAGAAUCUAAACGAACUGCAUAUGAUGUUGACAAUGGUGGUCGGCAUCGUUAUGGUCUGGGAAGUGAGGAGAGACGAUCUUACCACGGCUCGCAUUAUGGGCCAGGCGGCGAUUCAUCCCGUUCAACUACUCACGAAGAAUUUAAAGUCCCUAAUGCCGUUGUAGGAUUGGUAAUUGGUCGUGGUGGUGAAAAUUUGAAAAGAAUUGAAAAACAAACUGGCGCGAGGAUUCAAUUUUCGCAAGAUCAACCUCCUGACGUUGUAGAAAGACGAGUCACCAUUACCGGUACUCAAGAAGACGUUAAGAGCGCCAAAGCAAUGGUUCAACAGCUGGUGGAAGAUGCUAUUAAUGGAAAUUCUACUAGUCGUCGGGAUUCACAAGGCUUUAAUCGAUCAAUCACGAUUCACAUUCCAAGCAGUAAAGUAGGUGUUGUCAUCGGACGUGGUGGGGAGACCAUUCGAGAUUUACAAGAUCGAAGUGGUGCUCGUAUAAAUGUUACCCCGGAUAGUGCAGCCAGUCCCCAAUCUAACGAUCGACCCGUUACUUUGAUUGGUGAUGAGUCUGCCGUACAGAGGGCGAAGGCUUUGAUAGACGAGAUUGUGAAUACUGGCGAAUCGUCAUUGUCUGACAGACAUUCUAAAGAUUAUCGAUCCAAUAGCUAUAGUGGGGCAAGCACUUAUAGUAAUGACAGUCAUGGCAGCAAUUAUGGUGGUGGUGGCGGUCAUUAUGGACCACCCUCUGGUCAUUAUGGUGGCCCUCCGGGAGGUAAGUCUAGUCAGGAUGGCAUCACCAUUCAAGUUCCAAAUGAUUCUGUCGGUCUCAUCAUCGGAAAAGGUGGAGAAACGGUAAGAGCUCUUCAACAGCAGUCAGGUGCCAGGAUACAAAUUGAGCCCGUACACGGUGUGCCACCAGCUGAACGUAAUGUACAGAUCACCGGUUCUUCUGAAAAUAUUGCUAUCGCGAAACAAUUGAUUCUUGAAAAAGCUGCAUCUGGAAAUGAUUAUUCUAGUGCACAUUUUGUUGAUGACGAUGCUCGCGAGAGGCCAUCACGUCAUGGAGAUCAAGGAAGAGGAGACUACGGCUCAGGGAAUUAUCAACAAAGCUCUUAUCAGCAAG
Acaulospora morrowiae is the source of this 1887-nucleotide messenger RNA. The record is from the annotation of a GenBank genome assembly. NCBI's taxonomy places the organism in Eukaryota, Fungi, Glomeromycota, Glomeromycetes, Diversisporales, Acaulosporaceae.